AUGCCGCUUGAUACCCUUGCCACGGAGUUACUUCUCCACAUAUUUCACUCCUGCAAUUCUCUUGCCGAUGUCUUGAAUCUUUCCCUCACCUGCCGCCGUCUCCAAGGUGUAUUCUCUUCCUCGCAAAAGCUCGCCAUUCUCGCCAACGCAGCUGAGACCGAAUAUGGACCUCUGGAGGACAUAAUACAGUUGGUCACUCAGAAUGCCAGCCAACCAGCUCAUAUACGCCGUGAGGCACCGAUUUCCAUGUCCUUGAUCCAACAGAUCGUGGACGUUGGCCGCGUUGCCAAGAAAUGGGAGGAGAUCUAUCCUCUUAAGAAGUGGAAAGUGGAUUUCGAAAACCGUCGAGUCUUGGAUUUUCGAGAGCGUUUUAUACUCCGCCGCGCUGUGUACCGUCUGUGGCUGUAUUCGAGAGCUUUCCACUGCCAGCUAUUUCCGCGAACUAGUCGCACUUUACCCUCCAUCGUCCAUGAGCGCGCCGAACUCUUGCAAAAUUGGUCCACAAGCGAAUUAGCUGAAAUUGAGGAUUUUCGGUUGGUUAUGCGCGAGGUUAUGCAGAACCAGAUCUGCCCUAGCAAUGACACAAUCCAGCGAAAGUGCCGUAAAAGAUACCCAGAAAGGAUGCCAGCCUCUACCAAUAUCCACUUAAGCUCCCCCUCAUUACUGAUGCCUUCCACUCAGUUCGCUAUAGUAGACUCACAAUCUAAACAUGCGUUUGCUUCUUCCAUCGACAAUGGCCUUUUCCGCAGCCUUGCACCCCGCAACCAUGGGCGAGCCAUCGGCGUCAUCUCCACAGUGAACAAAUAUGCCACCAAAUUCCGUUCUGAUCUCUACCAUGAGCCAGGAGCGGAGGGAUGGGGUGACCAAAUCAGCCACUACUAUGUUGUAGAGGAUAUGAUGAAACUGGACCCAUCUCAGGUAUUAUGGUUAAGAGAAAACGCCACUUUCAAGGAGCAGGUAGAAAGCUAUGUUCGAUGGAUAGGUGACUGGUUUGAGAACAAUGGCGAGACCUUCGGGCAGACGCUAGAAUGGGUAAUAAGUGAGCGUGGAGAUGACUACAUGGCCUUUCAUUUUUCAAUUGUAGACGGGGAAGCGGGUAUCGCCAAGGCGAAGACAUGA
Messenger RNA from Paracoccidioides brasiliensis Pb18, 1119 nucleotides. RefSeq lists its product as uncharacterized. The record is from RefSeq and is a predicted model, not a curated record. The coding region runs from base 1 to 1119 and encodes 372 amino acids. The transcript has a single exon.